AUGGAGAAACUAUUGAAGCCUACCCGUCUGGAUCUGGACCCCAGCUCCCCUUCUGCAGCAAAGGAAUGGCAGUGUUGGCACAAGAUGUUUUCCAACUUUAUUCAAGAAUGUGGUGAAAUGGCUCCAAAUAAACUAAGGACACUCGUGAACUAUGUCAGUCCUAAUGUGUAUGAAUACAUUGAGGAGUGUGUGAUUUAUGAUACUGCCAUUUCCACUUUGGAAAAGUUAUAUAUUAAGGCACCUAAUGAAAUAUUCACCUGGCAUUUACUUGCUACUCGCCAACAAAAUACAGGAGAAACUUUGGAUGAGUUUUUGAGAGAAUUGCGUAAAUUACGCAAGGACUGUAAUUUAAAGGCAGUUAGUGCAGAACAGUACAGAGAAGAGCUGAUCAGGGAUGCUUUUAUAAAUGGCCUAGCCUCACCUAUGAUUUGGCAGCGUCUCCUUGAAAAUAAAACUCUAGACUUACAGGCAGCUUACGACCAGGCUUGCUCUUUAGACCUUGCGCAAUCUCAGGAUUCCAUUUGCAAUAAAUGUGGCAGGAAGGGGCAUUUUGCAAAAGCGUGCCUCUCCAAACAAUCUGCAUAUGGAGGCAAAUCUACAGCAGCUACAGUAUUUGAUCCCUCACAGUCAUCUGUUUUUGCGGCUGACGCUGGGACCACUUUUCCUCAGAGCCUCUAUCGGGCAGCUACCACAACAACAAUCAAUGGAAGGAAGUUGAUAGUCCUUGUCGACUCAUGCAGCGAUGACAGUUAUAUAGAUGCAGAUGUAGCAUGGAAAUUGAAGCUGCCAAUACAUCCCACCGAUAAAGGCGUCCCUUUAGCACAGAAAUCUUUGCAUACAAACUCUCCAGGUUAUGUCAAUGUGGACUUGACUCUUCAUCUUAAUGGAGAAACUUAUCCAUCCAUGCAUCUUGCAGUAAUGAAGGAUUUAUGUUUUGGAGUAUUACUUGGUCAGGACUUCUAA
Molecule: messenger RNA, 963 nt
Organism: Macrobrachium nipponense
Lineage: Eukaryota; Metazoa; Arthropoda; Malacostraca; Decapoda; Palaemonidae
Exons: 2
Coding region: 1-963 (320 amino acids)
Molecular function (GO): zinc ion binding; nucleic acid binding
Source: RefSeq, a predicted model, not a curated record